Lodderomyces parapsilosis is the source of this 1368-nucleotide messenger RNA. It is a transcript of the gene ALG1, whose product is annotated as chitobiosyldiphosphodolichol beta-1,4 mannosyltransferase. Gene Ontology annotation, molecular function: mannosyltransferase activity. NCBI's taxonomy places the organism in Eukaryota, Fungi, Ascomycota, Pichiomycetes, Serinales, Debaryomycetaceae. Gene Ontology annotation, cellular component: endoplasmic reticulum. Bases 1 to 1368 code for a protein of 455 amino acids. The record is from RefSeq and is a predicted model, not a curated record. The transcript has a single exon.
AUGAGUGAAUUCAUCAAGUAUCAGGGGUUUGACCAUGUAUGGAAAUAUACUGGACCAUGGUUUUACUAUUUACUUGCUGCCUACAUUAGUCUCCCAAUAUUAGCCUACAAGCUACUACCAUAUUUUUCUCAGAGUAGGAGGUCACCUAGUCGAAAGAGUGUAUUGAUAUUCGUGUUGGGGGAUUUGGGCCAUUCGCCUAGAAUGUGCUACCACGCAUUGUCAUUUAGUAAGAGUGGGUACGACGUGAGUCUAUGUGGAUACAUUGAAACACGACCAUCAGGUGAAAUUGUCGAUGAUUUGAAUAUUGAUGUCGUACCAAUAGGCGUUGUUCAUAAUGUUCACAAUUUCCCAUUUAUGAUAUUUGCGGCACAGAAGAUUCUUAUUCAAGUGAAGCAAUUGAUGACGAUACUUUGGAAUCGAGGAGGUGAAAUCGAUGUGGUGAUGAUACAGAACCCUCCAAGUAUACCCAUAUUGCUCAUUGUUUUAUUGUUCAAGUUUUUGAUACAUCGUCAUUGGAAAGUGGUUAUUGACUGGCAUAACUUGAACUAUACUAUCUUGAAUUUGAGAUUUCAAAACUUGAACCACCCUUUGGUGAAAUUGAUGAAGUUUUACGAGAGCUUUUUAGGAAGAUUCGCUGAUUUGAACAUAACGGUGACAAAACAAAUGAGAAAGUUUUUGAUCAAUGAUUUUGGUUUCGCUAAAGGUAAAGUGAUUACAUUCUACGAUAGACCGGGAAUGCAAUUUAUACCAGCCAAGAGCUCGGAACUUAAAAAGACUCAUGAGAUAUUCCGAGAUGUGAAAAAUAUCGAACUGUGUAAGAUAUUGAUCAGCUCCACUUCGUUCACCCCCGAUGAAGAUUUUGAUCUCUUGCUUGAUGCUUUGAAGCUGUAUGAUACACUGGGCAACCCCAAUUUGCCUCCUAUUUUGCUUAUUGUAACAGGUAAGGGCCCACUCAAACAAAAGUUUGUACAAAGAGUGAUUGAACUAGACUUUUCACCAAGAGUUAUUGUGAAAACUGCAUGGUUGACAUCGGAAGACUAUCCAAAAAUUUUGGCACAAGCGGAUUUGGGAAUAUCGCUACAUACAUCGUCAAGUGGGAUAGAUUUACCCAUGAAGAUUGUUGAUUUCUUUGGUUGUGGUGUUCCAGUGAUAUCAUUAAGUUUCCCUGCUAUAAACGAAUUGGUAAAGGAUGGUGACAAUGGACUCAUUGCAAAAGAGUCCACAGCGGAUGAUCUAGCCAACUUGUUGGAAAAAGUAUUUACAGAUGACAAAUUGUUAUCAAAAUUGGAAGAUGGGGCUUUGAGAGAUAGUAAAUCAAGAUGGGAUGAAAAUUGGACAACCGUUCUCAAGCCGAAAUUUGUAGAAUAA